Molecule: messenger RNA, 375 nt
Organism: Hyaloscypha bicolor E
Lineage: Eukaryota; Fungi; Ascomycota; Leotiomycetes; Helotiales; Hyaloscyphaceae
Product: DNA-binding TFAR19-related protein
Exons: 2
Cellular component (GO): nucleus; cytosol
Molecular function (GO): DNA binding
Source: RefSeq, a predicted model, not a curated record
CUCUUCCAGAUCAGAAAAGCUCGUCUCGAGCAGCUCAAGGCGCAGGGUGGUGGGGGAGGAGGCGGAGGAGGCAGCAGCAGCGGGGCAGGUGGUGCAGAGGAAGCGCGCAAAUCGAUUCUGAACCAAAUCCUCGAGCCCGAGGCCGCAGACCGUCUUGGCCGCAUCCGCCUCGUAAAAGAGUCCCGCGCACAAGAUGUAGAAAACCGCCUUAUUACGCUAGCGAGAAGUGGGCAGUUACGGCAGAAGGUCACGGAGGAGCAGCUUAAGGAGUUGCUAGGCGCAGUUGCGGAGGGGAAGGAAGAGGGGAAGAUUGUGGUUACGCGGAGGAAGGGAACGUGGGAUGACGAGGACGACGAUCUCUUGGAUCUCGAAUGA